This is a messenger RNA of Didymosphaeria variabile, 936 nucleotides long. RefSeq lists its product as uncharacterized. The record is from RefSeq and is a predicted model, not a curated record. Bases 1 to 936 code for a protein of 311 amino acids. Gene Ontology annotation, biological process: lipid metabolic process. The transcript is spliced from 2 exons. Gene Ontology annotation, molecular function: phosphoric diester hydrolase activity. Lineage: Eukaryota; Fungi; Ascomycota; Dothideomycetes; Pleosporales; Didymosphaeriaceae.
AUGCGGUUUGCCUUCGCUAUUCCCUUCGCGGGGCUCGCCCUUGCAUCGUCUAUCCCGGACGUGUCGAGCACGCUUCAAAAUAUUUUGAAGAACACGGAGCAGACGAACAAGUACAAAUACCCGACUGACUUCACACGAGGUAUUCUACCGAAGCCAUUCCAUUCUCACAACGACUACUGGAGGGAUGUGCCAUUCUACUCUGGCCUCUCUUACGGCGCCGUCUCUACCGAAGCAGACGUCUGGCUAAUCAACGGGACCCUCUACGUCGGGCAUGAGCGCCAGGCCCUGACCAAAGAGCGAACCCUAGAAUCGCUCUACAUUAACCCCAUCCUCGACACUCUGCAUCGCCAAAAUCCCGUGACAGACUUCUCCAACGAAGCGACAUUCAACGGCGUCUUCGAUAUGUCAAGCGCUCAGACCUUGUACUUCUUCAUCGACCUUAAGACAUCGGGACCGGAAACCUGGCCAGCCGUACUAUCUGCGCUCGAACCUCUGCGGAAUGCAGAAUACCUCUCCACGUACGACGGGACGACGUUCACUUCGAAGCCCGUCACUGUAAUCGGAACCGGUAACACGCCAAUCUGGCUUGUGCAAUCUGCCGUCCCGCGUGAUGCUUUCUACGAUGCGCCAUUGGCUCAGUUGGGCGGCGAAUUUUCCAAUAUAACCGCGAACGACUCCCCUAUUGCUAGUACGGACUUCGAGGCAAGCUUUGGUCAGGUCCGCACGGAGAGCUUCAACGACACGCAGUUGGAGACUUUGCGUAAGCAGCUCAAGACGGCCCACGAUAAGGGGAUCAAGGCGAGGUAUUGGAAUCAGCCUGGCUUCCCCAUUGGUACAAGGAAUGCUGUUUGGAGGACGCUGUAUAAUGAGGGAGCUGAUUUCGUCAAUGUGGAUGAUCUUGAGGGCGCGGCUGGAUUUUGGGAGAGUCACGGUUGA